This is a messenger RNA of Misgurnus anguillicaudatus (oriental weatherfish), 989 nucleotides long. RefSeq names its product alkB homolog 4, lysine demthylase (gene alkbh4). Gene Ontology annotation, molecular function: actin binding; demethylase activity; oxidoreductase activity. NCBI's taxonomy places the organism in Eukaryota, Metazoa, Chordata, Actinopteri, Cypriniformes, Cobitidae. Gene Ontology annotation, biological process: protein demethylation; actomyosin structure organization. The record is from RefSeq and is a predicted model, not a curated record. Gene Ontology annotation, cellular component: contractile ring; midbody.
UUUCUGCGGGGGCACAUUAAAGUGACGCACGUGUGUAACUUAAUGGCUACCGGAGGAGAACUGAGUCGCGCUUGUGGUUGUAAAGGCAUAAGAACAUGUUUGAGAUGCGAAGGAGAGAAGUCUAAACAACAUAAUUUGGAAAAUAAUGACCUGGUGAGUCUGUACUACAUUGGUUCGGUACAUUACGACUUUACUUAUGAUCCCUUAACAAAGUCGGCAGUACGAGAAGUGAACGGUGAUCGACAGUCUUUUGCGUUUCCUGGAAUAUUUUUGUUGGAAAAUUUCGUGUCAGAAGAUGAAGAGGGAGAGCUGGUCGCUGCUAUGGACCAAAACCCCUGGAGGGAAUCUCAAUCUGGCAGACGGAAACAGGACUUCGGACCGAAGGUGAACUUCAAAAAACAACGGGUCCGCGUGGGGGACUUCACCGGUUUACCUGCUCUCAGCCGCUGCCUGGUGGAGAGGAUGACACAGAUACCCCUGUUGUCUUCAUUCAAACCUGUAGAACAGUGCAAUUUAGACUAUGAUCCGAUCAGAGGCUCUGCUAUUGAUCCUCAUUUGGAUGACAGCUGGCUGUGGGGAGAGCACUUGGUCACCAUCAACCUGCUCUCCAAAACCGUUCUCACAAUGAGUUUAGAUCAGGGAUGGGGAGACAUGGAGAUUGGGGAGGUGAGAGUUGCAGUGCAUCUACCUCGGAGGUGUUUGGUCGUAGUUUUUGGAGAGGCACGGCAUCGGUGGAAACAUGCCAUACACAGAAAAGACAUUCAUGGGCGCAGGGUGUGCAGCACUUUCCGGGAGCUCUCUGCUGAGUUUUUGCAAGGAGGGGAACAGGAAAAGCUGGGCUCUCAAUUGUUAGAUAUAGCACUGAAAUUCAGUGGUGUACCCCUUUAAAAGUCCUCUGCUUGCAUAAAUGAAUGUAUAAUUGUUUUUUGCACCCCAACUGAAAUAAGAGGUUUUAAUUUUCAUUUAAAUAAACACUAUUUUAUAUUGUA